Manihot esculenta (cassava) is the source of this 2637-nucleotide messenger RNA. Its product is annotated as FT-interacting protein 3. NCBI's taxonomy places the organism in Eukaryota, Viridiplantae, Streptophyta, Magnoliopsida, Malpighiales, Euphorbiaceae. The transcript has 2 exons. The coding region runs from base 248 to 2575 and encodes 775 amino acids. The record is from RefSeq and is a predicted model, not a curated record.
AUUAAGAAAUGUAUUUCCUAGAAUUAGGAUAUCUUCUAAAUGCAAAAACGAAUCAUGAUUUAUGAAUAAUUCAUUAUGUAAUCAGAUCAUGUAGGUCAUGAUCUUGGUGCAUUUAUUUCCCCCUGAUUCUUCCCUUGUCAAAAAAAAUUUCCUUAUUCCCUGAAAAUGAAAUUAUAACAUUAACAUUGUGGAGUUGCUGGUGCGCAGUAAGCAAACAUCUUCUCGGGUGUUUUUGUUUUGAUGAGCAAUGCCGCCUAAGGAAAAACCAGAAGAGGACUACUCCCUCAAGGAGACAACACCUAAUAUUGGCACCCGGAAUAUCGCACCCGCUAAUCAUAAGCUCACACUUGUAGAACAACGACAGUUCGUUUAUGUUAGGAUUGUGAGAGCCAAGAAUUUGCUAGUUAAUAAUGCCACUGGCACUUGUGACCCUUAUGUUGAGAUAAAGAUGGGCAACUAUAAGGGAAUAACAAGAUUUCUUGGCAAGACCUCCAAUCCUGAAUGGAACCAAGUGUUUGCUUUCACAAAGGAUGGGCUCCACACUAGGAUACUAGAUAUCUUGGUGAAAGAUAAAGAGUUGGUGCAUGAUACGCUUAUUGGUGGGGUUUCAUUCAAUAUAGCCGACAUUCCCACACGGUUUCCUCCGGAUGGUCCGUUGGCACCUCAGUGGUACAGAUUAGAGGAUAGCAAUGGGGUCAAAGUUCUGGGACUAGGAGAGCUGAUGUUGGCUGUUUGGAUAGGGAAUCAAGCAGAUGAUGCAUAUUCGAUUGCUUGGCAUUCUGAUGCUGCUGCUGUUAGCAGUCAAAGUGUAUCAAACACACGUUCUAAGAUAUAUUUAUCUCCAAGAUUGUGGUAUCUUAGAGUUCACGUGAUUGGAGCACAGGAUUUGGUGCCUGCAGAUAAGAACAGGAACCUACAAGUUUAUGUAAAGGGUAUCCUUGGGAAUAUAGUUUUAAGGAGUAGAGUUUCAGUGGAUAAGAGUGCCAAUCCUAGAUGGAAUGAGGAAUUGAUAUUUGUUGCAGCAGAGCCAUUUGAUGACCCUUUGAUUUUGAGUGUGCAAGAUAAGAUAGGAGGUAAUAAGGUGGAAUGUCUAGGAAGGUGUGUGAUUGCUCUGCAAAACGUGGACAAGCGGCUUUUACCACUAGCUAUGGGAGAUAAGUGGAUUAAUCUGGAGAGGCAUGUGGAGGGAGGUGAAGGUGAGAAGGAAGUGCAGUUCUCUAGUAGGCUUCAUCUUAAGGUGUUUUUGGAUGGUGUGUAUCAUGUUUUCGAUGAACCCACAUCUUACUGCAGUGAUUUCAGGGCAACGUCACCCGAGUUAUGGCCAGAUAGAAUUGGUAUAUUGGAAUUGGGAAUCCUGAAAGCUGAAGGCUUGCUUCCCAUGAAGUCCAAGGAUGGUCGUGGAACUACAGACGCUUAUUGCGUAGCCAAAUACGGGCAGAAGUGGGUGCGAACGAGCACUGUAAUUGACAGUUUAUCUCCAAGAUGGAAUGAACAAUAUUAUUGGGAUGUUUAUGAUCCGUGUACAGUUAUUACAGUUGGGGUUUUUGAUAAUAGUCAUAUAGGAACAGAUGACAACAAGAAUGGAGGGACAAAAGAUCCAAGAAUUGGCAAGGUAAGGAUUCGUCUGUCUACCCUUGAAACUGGUAGGAUAUACACACAUGCUUACCCGCUUAUAGUCCUGCAACCUAAUGGGUUGAAGAAAAUGGGAGAACUUCAUUUGGCUGUAAAAUUUGGUUGCACCUCUUUGUUUAAUUUGUUAUAUUCAUAUACACAGCCUUUGCUUCCUAGAAUGCAUUACACUAGCCCAUUGUCCGUGUAUGAGCUUGACAGUUUAAGGCACCAGGCUAUUUAUGUUGUCUGUUUAAGGCUGGGACGCGCGGAUCCACCUUUAAAGAGGGAGGUUGUGGAGUAUAUGCUGGAUACAGGUGCAAACACGUGGAGUCUGAGAAGAGGAAAAGCAAACUGUGAGAGAGUUCUGAGAUGCCUGAGAGGUAUUAUUGGAUUUUGGAAAUGGUUUGACGGGAUACGCCAAUGGAAGAAUCCAAUAGCAACAAUAGCAGUACACUUGGGGUUCCUUGUCCUUGUUAUCUACCCAACACUAAUAUUACCAACAUGCUUUUUCUCCUUGUUUAUAGUUGGAGUUUGGAGGUAUCUAAAGAGGCCUAGACACCCGCCUUUCGUGGAUACCAAAUUAUCUCAUGCUGAAACUGCGCAUCCUGAUGACUUGGAUGAAGAAUUCGAUCCAUUUCCAACGUCCAAGGCAGGUGAUGUUGUAAAGAAAAGGUAUGACAGAUUGAGAAGCAUAGCAGGGAGGUUGAUGACAGUGAUAGGUGACUUGGCAACUCAGUUGGAGAGAGUAAAUUCUGUGCUGAGCUGGAGGGAUCCCAAAGCUACCUUAAUGUUCCUGAUAAUGUGUUUGAUUGGUGGGUUUGUUGUAUAUAUGUCUCCUUUGAGAUACUUGGUCAUCCUUGCGGGAACAUAUGUGAUGAGGCCUCCAAGGAUGAGGGCAAAUAUUUCUUCUCUGCCCCAGAAUUUCCUUAGAAGAUUACCUGCUAAAACAGAUACAAUUUUGUAAUAAUCAACUUAUUAAUCUUUCAUCAUUGGCUAAGUCUACUCUUUCUUCUAAAUUCUAAUAAG